Eptesicus fuscus (big brown bat) is the source of this 1926-nucleotide messenger RNA. Its product is annotated as SUMO-activating enzyme subunit 2-like. The record is from RefSeq and is a predicted model, not a curated record. Gene Ontology annotation, molecular function: SUMO activating enzyme activity. Gene Ontology annotation, biological process: protein sumoylation. Gene Ontology annotation, cellular component: SUMO activating enzyme complex; cytoplasm. NCBI's taxonomy places the organism in Eukaryota, Metazoa, Chordata, Mammalia, Chiroptera, Vespertilionidae.
AUGGCUCUGUCGCGGGGGCUCCCCCGAGAGCUGGCCGAGGCCGUGACCAGGGGCCGGGUGCUGGUGGUGGGCGCGGGCGGCAUCGUCUGUGAGCUCCUCAAGAGCCUCAUGCUCACCGGAUUCUCCCACAUCGAGCUGAUUGAUCUGGAUACUAUUGAUGUCAGCAAUCUCAACAGGCAGUUUUUGUUUUAAAAGAAACAUGUUGGAAGAUCAAAGGCCCAGGUUGCCAAAGAAAGUGUACUGCAGUUUUACCCAAAAGCUAGUAUCAUAGUCUACCAUGACAGCAUCAUGAACCCCGACUAUACUGUGGAAUUUUUUCGACAAUUUAUAUUGGUUAUGAAUGCUUUAGGUAACAGAGCUGCCCGAAACCGUGUUAAUAGGAUGUGUCUGGCAGCUGACGUCCCUCUUAUCGAGAGUGGACCUGCUGGUUAUCUUGGGCAAGUAACUACUAUCAAAAAGGGCGUGACUGAAUGUUAUGAAUGUCAUCCCAAACCAACUCAGAGAACUUUUCCUGGCUGUACAAUUCGUAACACACCUUCAGAACCUAUUCAUUGCAUUGUUUGGGCAAAGUAUUUGUUCAACCAGUUGUUUGGGGAAGAAGAUGCUGAUCAAGAAGUAUCUGCUGACAGAGCUGACCCAGAAGCUUCCUGGGAACCAAUGGAAGCUGAAGCCAGCGUCAGAGCAUCAAAUGAAUAUGGUGACAUUAAGCGUGUUUCCACAAAGGAAUGGGCUAAAUCAACUGGAUAUGAUCCAGUUAUACUUUGUACCAAGCUUUUUAAAGAUGAUAUCAGGUAUCUGUUGACAAUGGACAAACUAUGGCGGAAAAGGAAACCUCCAGUUCCAUUGGACUGGGCUGAAGUACAGAGUCAAGGAGAAAAAAUCAAUUCAGUAGAUCAACAAAAUGAACCCCAGUCAGGUCUAAAAGACCAGCAAGUUCUAGAUGUAAAGAGCUAUGCAUGUCUUUUUUCAAAGAGCAUUGAGACUUUGAGAGUUCAUUUAGCAGAAAAGGGGGAUGGAGCUGAGCUCAUUUGGGACAAGGAUGACCCAUCUGCCAUCUUUGUCACCUCUGCUGCAAACCUCAGGAUGCAUAUUUUCAGUAUGAAUAUGAAGAGCAGAUUUGAUAUAAAAUCAAUGGCAGGGAACAUUAUUCCUGCUAUUGCUACUACUAAUGCGGUGAUUGCUGGGUUAAUAGUAUUGGAAAGAUUGAAGAUUUUAUCAGUAAAAAUAGACCAGUGUAGAACAAUUUUUUUGAAUAAACAACCAAACCCAUGGAAGAAGCUCCUUAUGCCUUGUGCACUGGAUCCUCCCAACCUCAAUUGUUAUGUAUGUGCCAGCAAGCCAGAGGUGACUGUGCGACUGAAUGUCCAUAAAGUGACCGUUCUCACAUUACAAGAUAAGAUUGAGAAAGAAAAAUUUCCUAUGGUAGCACCAGACGUCCAAAUCGAGGAUGGGAAAGGAACAAUCCUAAUAUCUUCAGAAGAGGGAGGGACAGAAGCUAAUAAUCACAAGACGUUGUCAGAAUUUGGAAUUAGAAAUGGGAGCCGGCUUCAAGCAGAUGACUUUCUUCAGGACUACACUUUAUUGAUCAACAUCCUUCAUAGUGAAGACCUGAAGGAUGUGGAAUUUGAAGUUGUUGGUGAUGCCCCAGAAAAAGUGGGGCUCAAACAAGCUGAAGAUGCUGCCAAAAGCAUAACCAAUGGCGGUGAUGAUGGACCUCAGCCUUUGACAUCCACAGCACAAGAGCAAGAUGAUGUGCUCAUAUUUGAUUCAGAUGAAGAAGGUCCUUCAAAUAAUGCUGACAUCAAUGCAGAAGAGAGAAGUCGCAAGAGGACAUUGGAUGAGAAAGAGAAUAUCAGUACAAAGAGGUCACGCACAGAACAGACAAAAGGGCUUGAUGAUAUUAUAGCAUUAGACUGAACAGCAGUG